Molecule: messenger RNA, 4002 nt
Organism: Gekko japonicus
Lineage: Eukaryota; Metazoa; Chordata; Lepidosauria; Squamata; Gekkonidae
Gene: HECTD3
Product: HECT domain containing E3 ubiquitin protein ligase 3
Exons: 21
Coding region: 185-2758 (857 amino acids)
Molecular function (GO): ubiquitin-protein transferase activity
Source: RefSeq, a predicted model, not a curated record
AGGAGGAGGCGGAGGCACGGCGUUAGCAGGAAGCAGCCGCUCUCGCCGCCUCCUUCCCGCAGCCCUGGGGACAGAAUUGCGGGUUCCCGGGAGGGAAGCGGCUAACGGGGAAGGGCCUCAGCCUCCACCGGAUCAAUCAACGACCCCGCACCCCAUUGCCCGCCGCCAGCCGUCGCGAGGCGGGAUGGUGCCCUCCGCCGCCGAGUCCCCCCACCAGCUGCUGGGCCGGCUGCGCUUCCUGAACGAGGCGAUCGGGUGCUUGAGCCGGGCGGAGCCGCUGCCCGCCGCCCUGUGCUACGUGCCUCGCGAAGUGCAGUAUAAGAUCUGCAAGGACCCCAGCGCCCCCGGGCUCGCCUCCGCCUCAGGCCGGAGCCUGCUGUCAGUCUGGGACAAUCCGGGCAAGGCCGGCGGCGUCGGCUCGGGCUCCGGCGGCAGGAAGUGCCCGGGCAGGGGCACUAUCGAACUCCGCAAGGGGUCGUGCAUUCGGGCCAGCGGCGAAGAAUAUUGCAACGGGCACGGCCUCUGGGUGAAGCUCACCCGGGAACAGCUGGAGGAAUACAAGACUGGCUGUGAUCUGGAGGAAGGCUGGGUACUUAUGUGUAAGCAUGCUGAUGGUGGGGACAGGCUGGUGCCAGUGGAAUCUGUGGAGAGAAUCCAGAGGCAGCAGCAACUCUUUGGAGUGGACUAUAAGCCUGUGAUCAGAUGGGAACAGGUAGUGGAUUUAACAUAUUCCCUGCAUCUUGGAGCAAAGCCAAAAAUCAUGGAGCCAGAUGUGGCUGCAGUAGAGAGACUCCGGUUUGUGCCUCCCACAUGGAGUUACGAGUGUGAUGAAGAUCUGGUCCAUUUCCUCUAUGAUCACAUUGGCAAGGAGGAUGAGAAUCUGGGCAGCAUCAAGCAAUAUGUGGACAGCAUUGAUGUCUCUUCCUACACGGAAGAGUUCAACGUUUCAUGCCUGACAGACAACCAUGCAGACACCUACUGGGAGAGUGAUGGGUCCCAGGGCCAGCACUGGGUCCGUCUCAACAUGAAGAAAGGAACCAUCAUCAAGAAACUGUUCCUGACAGUAGACACAACAGAUGAGAACUUCAUGCCCAAGCGUGUGGCUGUCUAUGGUGGUGAGGGUGACAAUUUCAAGAAGCUGAGUGACGUGGGCAUUGAUGAGAGCUACAUCGGGGAUGUGUGUGUGCUGGAAGACAUGACUGCUCACUUGCCCGUCAUUGAAAUCCGCAUUGUGGAAUGCAGAGAUGAUGGGAUUGACGUCCGCCUCCGGGGCAUAAAGAUCAAAUCAUCUCGACAACGGGAACUAGGGCUCAAUGCAGAUAUGUUUCAGCCAGCCAACCUGGUGAGGUAUCCUCGCCUGGAGGGGACAGACCCUGAUGUGCUCUACCGGCGUGCUGUGGUCAUCCAGAGGUUUAUCAAGAUCUUGGACAGUGUACUUCACCACCUUGUUCCAUCCUGGGACCACACGCUUGGCACCUUCAGCCAGCUCAAGCGUAUCAAGCAGUUCCUGUUGUUGUCCAAGCGACGCACAGCGUUAAUCACCCAGUGCCUCAAGGACUCUGAGACUAGCAAGCCAAACUUCAUGCCACGCCUGUACAUCAAUCGGCGCCUGGCCAUGGAGCAUCGUGACAAUCCAGCACUUGAUCCCAGCUGCAAAAACACCGUCUUCACCCAGGUGUAUGAAGGCCUGAAACCCACUGACAAGUGUGACAAGCCCCUGGAUUAUAGGUGGCCUCUUCGUUACGACCAGUGGUGGGAAUGUAAAUUCAUAGCUGAAGGCAUCAUUGACCAGGGUGGUGGUUUCCGGGACAGUAUUGCUGAUAUGUCUGAGGAGUUGUGUCCUAGCUCAGCUGAGAGCCCUGUACCACUGCCUUUUUUUGUCCGCACAUCCAACCAGGGUAGUGGUACUGGAGAGGCCCGAGACAUGUAUGUUCCCAACCCAUCCUGCAAGGAGUUCACCAAAUAUGAGUGGAUUGGGCAGAUCAUGGGUGCAGCCCUGCGUGGCAAGGAGUUCCUGGUCCUGGCCCUGCCUGGCUUUGUCUGGAAGCAGCUGACGGGGGAGGAAGUGAGCUGGAGCAAGGAUUUCCCUGCUGUUGACUCUGUGCUGGUGAAGCUCCUGGAGAUGAUGGAAGGAAUGGACAAAGAGACCUUUGAGUUCAAGUUUGGAAAUGAAUUGACCUACACCACAGUACUGAGUGACCAGCGCAUGGUGGAGCUUAUCCCUGGUGGUACGCGCACUGUGGUACGCCAUGAGGACCGUCUGGACUUCAUCCGACUGGUACAGGAGGCACGGCUAACAGAGAGCAAGGAGCAGAUUGCGGCCAUGCAGGCUGGUCUGCUCAAAGUUGUACCUCAAGCUGUGUUGGACCUGUUCACUUGGCAGGAACUGGAAAAGAAGAUCUGUGGUGACCCUGAAGUGACAGUUGAGGCCCUGAAGAAGCUCACUCGCUUUGAGGAUUUUGAACCAUCAGACACCAGAAUUCAGUAUUUCUGGGAGGCACUGAACAACUUUACUAAUGAGGAUCGCAGUCGCUUCCUGAGGUUUGUUACUGGCAGGAGUCGACUUCCUGCUCGAAUUUAUAUCUACCCUGACAAAUUAGGCUCUGAGACUACGGAUGCUCUUCCAGAAUCAUCCACCUGCUCCAGCACGCUCUUUUUGCCCAACUAUGCCUCUGCCAAGGUCUGUGAGGAAAAGUUGCGUUAUGCAGCAUAUAACUGUGUGGCCAUUGACACAGAUAUGAGUCCAUGGGAAGAAUGAUGCUACAUGGGACGUCUAGCCAAGCAGCUCUUCUGCCUUUUGUAGUUGCUACAGGAAUGAUAUAUACAUACACAUAUAUAUAACAAAUUACCAUGUGUGAAGAUACCCUUGUGUUGACAACCAGACUCAGGUGUAAAAUUGAUGGAUGGGGCCUUGGACUUUAGAGGAGUAAGGCCAAAAGGCACAUGGGGAAUAAUGAGAUGUUCUCCUCAUGUCUGACCAAGUUGAGAGAAUCUGGAUAAUGAACAGACAGUGUGGCUCCAGUAGUACUACCUUGUUUCUCUCAAAAAGAUCCCCCAAAUUAUCUGACAGGAAAUUAUUUAAAAUAUAUUUUAUAGUUACAUUUGGAGUGACAUAUUUUGGGACAUUUUUAUUCUUUGUUUACAACUAGUCACCUUUUCCAUUCAUCCUCAUAGGAUUGAACCAGAUGUGAAAGAUCCAUGAUCAAAUCUCCUGAUGUUUUCUUUAACAUGAAAAGCUGCUAUGAGACCCUGAGUUUGAAUCAGGGCCACAGCGCUGAGAGAUGAGGGAUUUUCCCUGAUAAUGCUUCAGGAGGCUGAUUUCCCCUGAAGAAAUAAUACAAGGGGGGAAAACUGUGGUUUAAUUCAAAGUAGAGUUCCCCUGCACUGUGACUGCUUUUUUAAAGUAAAUAUUUGGCGAUUGGAGCACAGGUCUCCUGAAUAAUAAUUUGAUUCUUAAUCUUUGUGUCUAAAAUCAAACUGACAUUUAGGGGUCCUAUACUAUUGAUAAUUUCUGGGAGCAGAGUUCAGAAGCUCCUUCAUAACAAUGGCGCCAAUUCCACGUCCCUACCUAUCUCUGUGCACAAUUACAGAUCAAAGUUUUCAAAACUUCUCUUGCUUGCUUCCCAUUGUAUCAAAAGUGAAGAUUUUGUUUGCUUGAGCUGUUUUAUUUGAGUGCUAUGUACCAGAGAUCCAUUCUCACCACUAGUGGGCAUUAUGGAACCAUAAUUAAAAGGAAUAAUCUCCCCCAUUCUUCAUGGUUUUAAAGUGUGCCCUCCCUUUGCCAGCAGUAGCUGGCAAUCUUUCCUGUUUCCUUUUUUCCUUGCCCAAAGAAUAUUUGCGUACAGGCAUGACAUGCCAGGGAGGCAAGACUCCCAUUACCUCCCAGAAACAAGAGAUGCCAAAGGUCACUGAGAUCCAGCUAGAAUCACUAUAGUCACUUCACCCUCUGAGCUUUGCUGACUGCCAGGCCAGUUAGCCCUGCCUGCCCUGACCAUUUCUGUG